Molecule: messenger RNA, 636 nt
Organism: Anopheles merus
Lineage: Eukaryota; Metazoa; Arthropoda; Insecta; Diptera; Culicidae
Product: glycine-rich protein-like
Exons: 2
Coding region: 55-561 (168 amino acids)
Source: RefSeq, a predicted model, not a curated record
GUCAGCGAGCUUAACCUAAACACAACUCUAAUAAUCAUCCUCCACACAAACAACAUGAAGGGAUUCAUCGCGUUCGCUGUGUUGGCUCUGGCCACCGUCUCCCAAGGAUCUUAUCUGCCAGCGGUGCAGUCGGUCCUUCCGUACGCCUACAGCUCUGGACUCCAUGGUCUGGGUGCCUAUGAUGGUCUGGGUCAUUACUCGUCGCUCGGUGGACUGGGUUACUCGUCCGUGCUGGAUCAUGGCCUCUCCUACCCGUACUCGGCCGCUCUUCCGUACUCUGUCUACAACAACGGUCUGUAUGGAGGAUACUAUGGCGCCAAGUACGCUCCGACUGUAGUCCAGGCCAACGUGAACACGCUGAAAACGGUCAGCCCGCUGGGUCUGUAUGGAGGAUACGGUGUGGAGCACGGAUACGGACUCGGUCACGGAUACGGCUACGGAUACAACAACUACCUCCCAGUCCAGGGUCAUGCUGCGAAGUACGUUGCUGCCAACCCGGGAGCCGUCCAUGUGGCCCCUCUGCCAGGUCAUCUGGUCAACCAGAAGUCGAUUGUGGCGUAAAUGAUUGUGAUCCGGAUUAAAUAUGUAUGAAAUUGUAAAUAAAGGGAGAUUCUUAUCCAAAAUACUUGUUGUCUU